Molecule: messenger RNA, 3207 nt
Organism: Volvox carteri f. nagariensis
Lineage: Eukaryota; Viridiplantae; Chlorophyta; Chlorophyceae; Chlamydomonadales; Volvocaceae
Exons: 20
Molecular function (GO): metal ion binding
Source: RefSeq, a predicted model, not a curated record
AGGUACGUCUUGCUGCCCAACAAGCUGCCCCCGAAGCGCUUCGAGGCGCAUCUGGAGGUUCACGCAGGCUCCGUGGACGAGCGGGAGGACGAGCAGGGUGUUGCCCACCUCGUGGAGCACGUGACCUUCCUGGGCAGCAAGCGGCGUGAGGACCUGCUGGGUACGGGGGCGCGUGCUAACGCCUACACGGACUUCCACCACACGGUGUUUCACGUGCACGCGCCCGCCGUCAACAGCAUCACCGGACAGCCCAUGUUGCCGCAGGUCUUAGAGGCACUGGAGGAGAUCGCCUUCCACCCCCAGUUCGCUGCAUCCCGCAUUGAGAAGGAGCGCAAGGCGGUGCUGGCGGAGGCGCAGAUGAUGAAUACCAUCGAGUACCGCGUGGACUGCCAGCUGCUCACCUACCUCCAUGAAGAAAAUGCCCUGGGGUGCAGGUUCCCCAUCGGGCUGACCGACCAGGUCAAGUCCUGGCCGCAUGAGACUCUGCGGGGCUUCUGGGAGCGCUGGUACUUCCCCGCCAACGUCACCCUCUUUGUGGUGGGGGACCUGGAGAGGAGCACACAGGAGACAAUACGGCUCAUAGAGAAGGUGUUUGGCAGGGUGGCCCCGGGAAGGGAGCGGCUGCCGGCAAUGGCGGCGGCGGCGCUGCCGCCCCCCCUGCCGCUGGCCGCGGCGGCAGCGGCCGCCGGUGUGCACGGCAACGGGAAUGGGAACGGGAAUGGGAACGGCGCCGCCGCUGCCGCUGCCGGGCAACAGCAGCAGUUAGGGCCGUUGAAAGUACGGCAUGCCAUACGGCCGCCUGUGGAGCACAAAUGGGGCUACGGGCCGCUGGCUCUAGGCGAGAAGCCCGCUGAGGUGAAGGUCUUCCGCCACCCGCUGCUGCAGCACUUCAUGCUGUCCGUGUUCUGCAAGCUGCCCAUACAACCCAUGACCCAGAUGGCGCAUCUGAAGCAGCUGCUCAUGCUGCGGAUCAUACUGUCCGUGUUCCAGUUCAGGAUCAACGGCAGGUACGUCACCGGUCAGCCGCCCUUCCUGUACAUCACUCUGGACAUCAGCGACUCGGGUCGGGAGGGCUGUGCCGUAUCCACCCUCACCAUCACCAGCGAGCCAGCGGACUGGCGGGGGGCGGUGGCGGUGGCGGUGCAGGAGAUGCGGCGCAUGCAGCGGCACGGACUCACGCAGGGCGAAUUCGACCGCUACCGCCAGGCCAUUCUGAGGGACUCGGCCCAGCUGGCAGAGCAGGCCAACAAGAUUCCCUCCGUGGACACCCUCAACUUCGUGAUGGAGUCCCUGGCGUGCGGCCACACGGUCAUGGGCCACCGAGAUGCGCACGAGGCCAUGAGCGCGGUGGCGGAGACGGUGGAGCUCUGGGAGGUCAACGCCCUGGCUCGGUCCAUGCUGACAUUCGCAUCCGACUACGGCGCGGAGGGUGCCGUACUGGCCGCCGCUGCCGAGGAGGCCGCCCUGGAGCCGGGUCGGUGGCCCUAUCUGGGCCCUACGCGGUGUACGUCAAUCGUGGCCUGCAUCCCCACUUACGUGGAUGCCUCGGGCGCCUCCGGCGCUAUCAAGUUCGACCCCUCCCCCGCCGAGAUCGCCGCAGCACUGGCAGACCCCUCCCUGGACUGCUCAGCUGCGGAGGAUGUGGAUCUGCCCGAUUCGCUCAUCAGUACGGAGCAGCUCUCGCAGCUGGUUUCGGAGCGGAAGCCCGAGUACGUGCCCGUGGUGCCCGGAUCUGGUAGGUGUGGUGUGACCCAUGGGCCAUGCGGUAUCGUACAGCGCCGGUUAUCUAACGGUAUCUCCAUUAACUACCGCUACACGGAUAACGAACCGCGGGCGGGUCUGCUGCGGCUGAUUGCCAACGGUGGCCGUGUGGCUGAGCGGCCCGGUGUGGGGCAGUUCGGUCGCGUUGUGGUGGGCUCCAGGACGCUGAGCGAGAGCGGAGCAGUCGGACCCUGGGGACGAGAACAGAUUGAGGUGUUUUGUGUGGCCAACCUGGUCAACUGCGCUUUGGAGGCGGAUGAGGAGAACAUCGUCAUGGACUUCCACUUCUCCUCGGUGGACGGGGGCAUGGAGGCCAUGUUCCAAAUGAUACACAUGUUCCUGGAGUCCCCCCGCUGGGAGGAGGGAGCCAUGGACCGGGCCAAGCUGGCUUUCCUGGCAUCUGUCAAGUCCGUCCACAAGUCCCUUGAGCGCGCCACCUCGGACCGGGUGCUAGACUCCAUGUUGGGUCGUACGGAGAGGUGCUUCAGAGACCCCACGCCCGAGGAGCUGGAGGCGCUGACGCUGGAUGGGAUGAAGGCGGCGGUUUCGGAGCUGCUCACGAGCGGCAAUUUCGAGGUGAGCGUGGUGGGCGACUUCGACGCCGCGGAGCUGGAGUCCCUGGCGCUGAGAUACGUGGGCACGGUGGCACCCCGCCCCGCACCCCAACCGCUGUUCGUACACCCCAUCGCGUUCCGAAACCCACCGGUUCCGGAGCGACACCAGACCUGGCACCUCAAGGACUCGGAUGAGCGUGCCGUGGCGUACAUUGGCGGUCCGGCUCCUGCCCGCUGGGGGCCCCUGGGUUACUUCGGAGAGCUCAAGGCACUCAGCGGACCUGUACGACCGCCUCUGCAGACCAAGGCCAUGAUGGACGCAGCGGCUCGUGCGGAUGCGGAGUCCAGUCGCCGCAACCACCCUCUGUUCGCGAGUGUGAUGCUCAUGCUGCUGACAGAGAUCAUCAACUCGCGACUUUUUACCACGGUCCGUGACUCGCUGGGCCUUACCUACGACGUGUCGUUCGAGGUGACCUUGUUCGACCGCAUCCGGUCGGGCUGGUUCAUGGUGCAUGUCACCAGUCAUCCAGACAAGAUCUACGACGCCCUCAACGCGAGUGUGUCUGUACUUCGCGACAUCCGGUUCGCCCCCGUGAACCGCCGGGAGCUGGCCCGCGCCAAGACCACACUGCUCACCCGCCACGAGAGCGACCUCAAGGAUAACGCUUACUGGCUGGGGCUGCUGACGCACCUGCAGAACCCGCACGUGCCGCACAAGACGCUGGAGUGCCUCCGCGACCUGCAGCGAUUGUAUGACGCCGCCACGGUGGAUGACAUAAAGUUCGUGUACGAGCAAUUCAACUUUGACGACGACCACAUCUUUACGUGUGUGGGCACCAGCGGUGAGUGUGCUCCUGAACCUGGUUGGUUGGUUGGUUGGUUGGUUGGUUAG